Rhododendron vialii is the source of this 1189-nucleotide messenger RNA. RefSeq names its product putative disease resistance protein RGA3. Gene Ontology annotation, molecular function: ADP binding. Gene Ontology annotation, biological process: defense response to other organism. NCBI's taxonomy places the organism in Eukaryota, Viridiplantae, Streptophyta, Magnoliopsida, Ericales, Ericaceae. Bases 101 to 1189 code for a protein of 362 amino acids. The record is from RefSeq and is a predicted model, not a curated record. The transcript has a single exon.
CCUUCCCUCCCUACUUUUCUCACUCCCAAUUCUCUUUUCCUUUCUUUCAUCUUGAAAACCUCUGCAUUUCAUCUCAUCUCCUUGGGCAAAAAACAGAGCCAUGGCAGAUGUACUCCUCUCCUCUCUCUUACAGACAAUCUUCACAACCUUGACCUCCUCAGCCCUGCAGCAGUUCGGAAUAGCUUGGGGCCUCGAAAAAGAGCUGAAGGAUCUGGAGAGUACUUUGAGUACAAUCCAGGCAGUGCUUGUUGAUGCAGAGGCCAAGCAAUGGACGAGCGAGCCCGUCAAGAAUUGGGUCCGAAAGCUCAAGGAUUCAGCUUACGAUGCCGACAACGUGUUGGACGAAUUUGCCACCGAAGCCCUCAAACGAAAACUGGAUUCUCAGAUACACCGAGUAAGUGCCUUUUUCUCUCUUCCAAAUCGGCUUAUAUUUCGCUUGAAGAUGGGGAAUAAGAUUAAGGGUGUUAAGGAGAGUUUGGAUAGAAUUGCUGGAGAGAGAAGUUUUCACUUGAGGGAGGGAUUGUUGGUGUCCGAAUUUCGUUCGGUGGAGAGAAGACAGACUAGUUCCUUUGUGAAUGAAUCUGAAAUUCUUGGAAGGAAUGACGAGAAAGAAAUGAUAAUUACCAUGUUACUCGAUGAUUUGAGCGACCGCGAUGGUGUUUCGGUGUGUGCUGUAUGGGGCAUGGGGGGCCUCGGCAAGACUACACUCGCUGGAUUGGUGUACAAUGAUAAGAGGGUGGAGGGGCACUUCGAUUUAAGACUUUGGGUUUGCGUGUCUGAUGAUUUCGACAUAGAGAGACUAACGCGAGUGAUUGUAGAGUCCAUAGAAGGAGGCACAUGCAAUAUCACGAACUUGGAUCUACUCCAGCGCCGCCUCCGAGAAAAAUUGAGUGGCAGGAGAUAUUUGCUUGUCUUGGACGACGUGUGGAAUGAGUACCAUGAGAAUUGGGAUAGGCUAAAAGACGUACUUAGGUUUGGAGCUAAAGGCAGUAAGGUUGUAGUGACAACAAGGAUUCAGAAAGUUGCUCAAAUUAUGGCUACGCUUCCUGUGCACCUUAUGGUUGGUCUAUCGGAGGAUGAUUCUUGGUCCUUGUUUGAGCAACGAGCUUUUGACAAUCGAAGGAUGGAGGAAGACCAUGAGCUGUUUGAGAUUGGGACGGCGAUAGUCAAAAAAUGCGGAGGGCUAUGA